AUGGCAGAACAAAGAGAACAGUACAGCAAAGUUCUUCUAAUUUUCUUAUCUGAGUACCAGAUGGUCAAGAAUCCUUGUCACAUAGAAAGACGUUUCAAUCCCAUGUAUAGAAAAGAAGGGGACCUAAUCAUUGCUGGAUUCCUCUCCCUUUUUGUGAAGGUAGAGAUUCAAGUGAACAAAUUAUUCUUCCAAAUAUGUCCCUUCAACAGUUAUGCACAACAAACGUCAAUGUUCAAACAAUAUCACUAUUUCCUUGCUCUUCAGUAUGCUGUUGAUGAGAUCAACAAGAACCCCUAUUUGCUGCCCAACAGAACUUUGGGAUAUCAGUUACUCAAUAACUUCCAUCUGGAGAAACUAGCUGUGGAGAGCUCCUUAAUAUGGCUAUCAGGGAGAGGUCCCAUUAUCCCCAAUUAUAGCUGUGAUAAACAAUCCAAUUCUGUGGCUGUCAUUGGAGGGAUGUCUGCUACACUUUCCAUGGCCAUGGCCACCAUUCUCGAACUGUAUAAAGUUCCACAGAUCCACCACUUUCUGAAAUUCAUCAGUUCUGUCAAUAAUUCCAGUGAUGGGUCACAUAAGGAUGGAGUCCAGGUGGAUGCUGAGACAUAUGAUAUACUCAAUUAUAAAUCCUUCCCUGACCAGAUAGAGACGUUGGUCAAAGUGGGUGAAGUGCAUCCUCUUGCUCAGAGAUUCAUCAUUAAGAAAGAAGACAUAGAUUGGCCAGAAGAUUUCCAUCAGACUCCAACUUCUAUGUGCAAUCUGAAGUGUGGCCCUGGAUUCCAAAAGACAGCUCUGGAAAGCCAGCCCAGGUGUUGCUAUGCUUGCACCCCAUGUCCUAAAGGGACAAUUUCCAACCAGACAGAUGCAGAGCAGUGCCUGCAGUGCCCUGAAGAUCAAUAUCCUAAUAGGGAAAGAGAUUGUUGCCUCCCUAGGACUGUGACCUUCCUGGCCUAUGAAGAACCUCUGGGAAUGACUCUAGCCUGUACAGCCAUCUGCUUCUCCCUCCUUACUAUGCUUGUCCUGGGGGUCUUUGUGAAGCACAGAGAUACCCCCACAGUCAAAGCCAAUAACCGCAGUCUCAGCUACAUGCUGCUGGUCUCCCUUGGCCUCUGCUUCCUCUGCCCCUUGCUCUUCAUCGGCCAUCCUACCACAGCCACCUGCCUGCUGCGCCAAACCACAUUUGCAGUUGUCUUUACAGUAGCCAUUUCCUCCAUUUUGGCUAAAACUAUCACUGUGGUUCUGGCCUUCAGGGCCACAAAACCAGGCAACAGGCUCCGCAGGUGGCUGGGAUCCACAGCAUCUAACUCUCUCAUUUUCACCUGCACCCUCAUCCAAAUGUGUCUCUGUGGCAUCUGGCUUGGGACAUACCCUCCCUUCCUGGAGAUGGACAUCCACUCUGAGCCUGGCUCCAUUAUCAUCCAGUGCAAUGAGGGCACUCUCCUCAUCUUCUACUGUGUCCUGGGCUACAUGGCCUUGCUGGCCUUGGCGAGCUUCACCGUGGCUUUCUUGGCCAGGAACCUGCCAGAUACUUUCAAUGAAGCCAAGUUCCUGACCUUCAGCAUGCUUGUGUUCGGUAGCGUCUGGAUCUCCUUCCUGCCCUCGUAUCAGAGCUCCAAGGGCAAAGCCAUUGUGGCCUUGGAAGUCUUUGCCAUUUUGACUUCCAGUGCUGGGAUUCUCGCUUGCAUCUUUGCUCCCAAGUGCUAUGUGAUCCUUCUAAGAAUAGAACAAAAUACGCAAGGGAUACUUAAAAAGAAAGCAACUCCCUCAGAAGCCAGGGCUUCUCAAGCUCGCCAGUCACAGUCAAGGAGCUCCUUUUAUCCGGUCAUGAGAAAAUGUUGA
Antechinus flavipes (yellow-footed antechinus) is the source of this 1836-nucleotide messenger RNA. Its product is annotated as vomeronasal type-2 receptor 26-like. Gene Ontology annotation, biological process: G protein-coupled receptor signaling pathway. Gene Ontology annotation, cellular component: membrane. NCBI's taxonomy places the organism in Eukaryota, Metazoa, Chordata, Mammalia, Dasyuromorphia, Dasyuridae. The transcript is spliced from 6 exons. The coding region runs from base 1 to 1836 and encodes 611 amino acids. Gene Ontology annotation, molecular function: G protein-coupled receptor activity. The record is from RefSeq and is a predicted model, not a curated record.